CCUUUAAAGGGGGGGCUCCUCGGCUGCCGCACAUGCUCAGCUCUUCUUUGUGUAAUAGUUUCUUUCUAGAGCUCCCCUGCAAAGGCGGCGGAGAGGCUGGAGCGUUGCAAUUCCAAAGACGGAAGAGAGAGAGAGAGAAAGAGACAGAGAGACUUUCCUUUCGAUUUUGAGGCCGCCAGAAACCGAGGCACGAACUUUCCCGGGGGCGGGAGAUAAGCCUCCCGCCUCCCUUCACUUUCGGCUGGGGCUCAGAAAUGGAAAGGGACCCUUAGUGGCUUUCCAUCCUUUCCGGGCCAGUUGCUCCAGCAACGGGGCUCCCGAAGCGGAGUCUAUUCCAGUCUUCUCCCCGGCUGAGGCGGGGCCUGCCUGGUAGUCCAAAAGAAAGGGACGGGUCUAAUCAGACCGGCGGAGCGGGAGAGGAGGAGGAGGAGGAGGUGGGGGUGAAAAGGAGGAGGAGGAAGAGGAGGGAUUCGGCCCCAGCCAGCCUCCGAAAGCAGCUUACAAUUAGCCUUUUAAAAAUGGCUGCUUUCAAAGUGUCAGCUGGGACAGACGGAGGCUUUUAACUCUCGCCCUUCCUUCCCACACCCCCGCUUGCAAGGCGGGAUUAAAACAAAAAGCAAAAAACACCGGAGCCUCCGCUUCCCUCCCGGCCUCCGGCCCGCUGCUCUGGGAUGCUGGGAGGACGCUAAGGAACGGCGCUCUCCUUGCCUCGAAGGAGCCACAGCAUCCCCCCCGACCGCCCUCCGCUGCUCUCCCGUUGCUGCUGCUGCUGCUGCAAGAGUCGGGACUACAGGAGGCGGAGGAGAGGGGCUAUUUUAUUAUUUUUAUUAUUAUUGCGGCCGCGGGGAGAGCCGGACACGGGAAGCGGGGCCAUGUGGUGAGAAGAAGCGGCGAGGGCAGGAGAGAAGCCUCUGCUCAUGGAAAGUGGGGGGCAAUGAGCCCCAAGGACGACGAGGAAGAGGAGGCGGGAAGCGGGUCGCCAGCGUUGUACCCGAAGAACCCGGCGGAGGCUGCUGUGUGAGAAGCGUUGGGGGAGAGGAAGCUUCUCGGUUUCCUGUUGUAACUACAUUCGGGAGUCCCCAGCCAGCCCCUUCCUUAUCUGCGCCCCGUUUCUUCAACCUGUUUAAAAGCGCCUUCUUUUGAGUGAUGUGCGUGGGGCGGCUUUCCUCCUGCUUAAACCUGCCCGAGAAACUGGAUUAAUUCAGCCUCUUCCUUGCUCCCCUGUGGCGGUUUGUCAGGCAGGCCGGUUGCGGAUGUGCUUUGUGGGCAAAGAUGCUGGAUCUGUUGGGGAAAGUCCUGCGCAGAAUAGAAGGCCCUCCUGUAAUCCUGGGAACCUGGAGACCUUUUUCUUCUUCCUCCUGCUGCUUUGCUACCUUCAUGGAUAUAAAUAACUGGCUCCUCUUUUACGGGAUCCUCUACCUGGUGCUGUAUGCCCAAGUUUCCCACUCUAAGACUUGUGAAAGAACCUCGUGCUUUUCUGGUCGAUGUGUCAAUUCCAGCUGCCUCUGUGAUCAAGGCUGGGUGGGGGAUCAGUGCCAGCAUUGCCAAGGCAGGUUCAAGUUAACUGAAUCUUCUGGAUAUUUAACGGAUGGGCCGAUAAAUUAUAAAUACAAAACUAAAUGUACAUGGUUAAUUGAAGGAUACCCGAAUUCAGUUUUAAGAUUACGAUUUAAUCAUUUUGCAACAGAAUGUAGUUGGGAUCAUAUGUAUGUUUAUGAUGGAGAUUCAAUAUAUGCACCUUUAAUAGCUGUAUUUAGUGGUCUUAUAGUUCCAGAAGUGCAUGGAAAUGAAACUGUACCUGAAGUAGUAACUACAUCUGGCUAUGCACUGCUACACUUUUUUAGUGAUGCUGCUUAUAAUCUAACAGGAUUUAAUAUUUUUUACUCAAUUAAUUCAUGUCCGAAUAACUGCUCAGGGCAUGGGAAAUGCACAACUAGUGGCUCGAUACCAAGCCAAGUAUAUUGUGAUUGUGACAAGUAUUGGAAAGGAGAAGCCUGUGAUAUCCCUUAUUGUAAAGCUAACUGUGGAAGUCCUGAUCACGGCUACUGUGAUUUAACAGGAGAAAAACUCUGUGUCUGCAAUGAUAGUUGGCAAGGUCCUGAUUGUUCUUUGAAUGUCCCCUCAAUGGAAUCAUAUUGGAUUCUGCCUAAUGUUAAGCCAUUUAGUCCAUCUGUGAGCAGGGCUUCCCAUAAGGCAAUUCUUCAUGGAAAGUUUAUGUGGGUAAUUGGUGGAUAUGCAUUUAAUUACAGUACCUUCCAGAUGGUAUUAAACUAUAAUUUGGAAAGCAGCAUUUGGAAUGUGGUGCCUAUAUUGAAAGGACCCCUUCAGAGAUAUGGACAUACUAUUGCUUUAUAUCAGGACGACAUUUACAUGUAUGGAGGCAAAAUUGAAACAAAUACUGGUAACGUCACUGAUGAAUUAUGGAUUUUCAACAUACCAAGUCAGACCUGGAGCCUCCGAAUUCCAGCAGUGCUUGUCCAUGGGCAGCAAUAUGCAGUUGAGGGUCACUCAGCACACAUAGUGGAGCUUGACAGCAGGGAUGUUAUCAUGCUUGUGAUUUUUGGGUACUCUGUAAUAUAUGGCUAUACAAGCAGCGUUCAAGAGUAUUAUAUCAGAACGAAUUCUUGGCUUGUACCAGAAACAAAAGGAGCAAUAGUACAAGGUGGAUAUGGCCAUACCAGUGUCUAUGAUGAUACCACAAAAUCUGUUUAUGUUCAUGGAGGCUACAAAGCAUUGCCCAGUAAUAAAUAUGGAUUGGUUGAUGAUCUUUACAAAUAUGAAGUUAAUACUAAAACAUGGACAAUUUUAAAAGAGAGUGGCUUUGCAAGAUAUCUCCACUCGGCUGUUUUGAUGAAUGGAGCAAUGUUAAUUUUUGGGGGAAACACUCAUAAUGAUACUUCAUUAAGUAAUGGUGCGAAGUGUUUUUCUGCUGAUUUCCUGGCCUAUGACAUUGCUUGUGAUGAAUGGAAAAUUCUUCAAAAACCAAGUCUUCAUAGGGAUGUGAACAGAUUUGGUCAUUCUGCAAUUGUCAGCAAUGGGUCCAUGUAUAUAUUUGGAGGCUUUUCAAGCGUUUUGUUGAAUGACAUCCUUGUAUACAAACCUCCCAAUUGUGAAGCAUUCAGAGAUGAAGAUCUUUGUAAAACUGCUGGGCCAGGAUUAAGAUGUUUAUGGAACAAAAAUCACUGUGUGUCAUGGGAACUUGGACAUGAUACUAACAUCCUUAGCCCAAAAUGUCCCAGAAAAAUAGCCGCAGCAGAUGACAGAUGUUACAAAUAUGCAGACUGUGCCAGUUGUACUGCUAAUACAAAUGGCUGUCAAUGGUGUGAUGAUAAGAAAUGCAUUUCUGCAAACAGUAACUGCAGCAUGUCAGUGAAGAACUACACCAAAUGUCAUGUAAGAAACGAACAGAUAUGUAAUAAGCUGACUAGUUGCAAAAGCUGUUCACUAAACCUCAAUUGCCAGUGGGAUCAGCGACAGCAAGAAUGUCAAGCUUUACCAGCUCACUUAUGUGGAGAAGGAUGGAAUCAUGUUGGAGAUGCAUGCCUUCGUAUAAACUCCAGUCGUGAAAACUAUGACAAUGCCAGACUUUAUUGUUAUGGCUUAAAUGGGAUUCUUGCUUCACUAACAACUUCCAAAGAGGUAGAGUUUGUUUUGGAUGAAAUACAGAAGUACACUGUCCAGAAAAUAUCUCCUUGGGUGGGUCUACGCAAGAUUAACAUCUCCUACUGGGGAUGGGAUGAUAUGUCUCCCUUUACUAAUACAACAUUGCAGUGGCUUCCUGGAGAACCAAAUGAUUCUGGAUUCUGUGCCUAUCUUGAAAGGGCUGAAGUGGCAGGUUUAAAAGCAAAUCCUUGUACAGCUAAGGCGGAUGGCCUUGUUUGUGAGAAACCUGUUGUUAGUCCAAAUCAAAAUGCUCGGCCCUGCAAAAAGCCAUGCUCUUUAAGGACGACAUGUUCCAACUGUACCAGCAGUGGCAUGGAAUGCAUGUGGUGUAGCAGCACAAAACGAUGUGUUGAUUCAAAUGCUUACAUCAUUUCCUUUCCAUAUGGCCAGUGUUUAGAGUGGCAAACUACCACUUGUUCUCCUCAAAACUGUUCAGGGUUGAGGACUUGCAGUCAGUGUCUGGAACAUCCAGGAUGUGGAUGGUGCAAUGAUCCCAGUAAUACAGGCAAAGGCCAUUGUGUAGAAGGCUCGGCAAGGGGACCAGUGAAGUUCAGUGGGACGCAUUCUACUGAAAUAGUUAUUGACAACAAUCUUUGUGCUAAAGAAAAAAAUUAUGAAUGGUCUUUUAUUCAAUGCCCAGCUUGCCAAUGUAAUGGACAUAGCACCUGCAUUAAUGGCAAUGUAUGUGACCAAUGCAAAAAUCUAACUACAGGAAAACAGUGUGAAACAUGCAUGCCCGGUUAUUAUGGAGAUCCAACAAAUGGAGGACAGUGUACAGCUUGCACAUGCAGUGGUCAUGCAAAUAUUUGUCACAUGCAAACAGGGAAAUGCUUCUGCACAACCAAAGGAAUCAAAGGAGAGCAGUGUCAACUUUGUGACUCUGAAAAUAGAUAUCUUGGUAAUCCACUCAGGGGAACAUGUUACUAUAGUUUACUGAUUGACUACCAGUUUACCUUCAGUCUGUUACAAGAAGAUGAUCGUUAUCACACUGCCAUAAACUUCAUUGCAAAUCCUGAACAGUCAAACAAAAAUUUGGACAUAUCAAUUAAUGCAUCAAAUAACUUUAACCUGAAUAUCACAUGGUCUAUUGGCUCUACAGCUGGAACAAUAUCUGGAGAAGAGAUUCCUGUAGUUUCGAAAACUAAUAUCAAGGAAUAUAGGGACAGUUUUUCCUGUGAAAAAUUCAAUUUCAGAAGCAACCCAAAUAUCACUUUCUAUGUAUAUGUCAGCAACUUUUCAUGGCCAAUCAAAAUACAGAUUGCGUUUUCACAGCACAACACCAUCAUGGAUCUGGUGCAAUUUUUUGUUACUUUCUUCAGUUGUUUCUUGUCACUGCUACUGGUGGCUGCUGUGGUCUGGAAAAUCAAGCAAACCUGUUGGGCUUCUCGACGGAGAGAGCAACUUUUGCGAGAACGACAGCAGAUGGCCAGCCGUCCUUUUGCUUCUGUGGAUGUAGCUCUCGAAAUAGGAGCUGAGCAAACAGACUUUCUACGAGGUCCAUUAGAGGGUUCUCCAAAACCAAUUGCCAUUGAGCCAUGCUCAGGAAACAAAGCAGCUGUACUCACUGUGUUUUUAUGCCUGCCGAGAGGAUCACUAGGGGUUCCACCACCUGGUCAAUCAGGGCUGGCAAUUGCAAGUGCACUGAUAGACAUUUCACAACAGAAGCCCUCAGAGUCUAAAGAUAAGAGUUUGGGAAUCAGAAAUCGCAAGCAUCACCUUUCAACCCGUCAAGGGACUUGCGUCUGAGAAAACAAGAAUGCAUUUGUAUAUCCUGUAAUGUUUUAUUCUUCUGCCUGACCCCCCCCCCAAACCUUUUUUUUUUAAAGAGCUUCCAUUGAAAGCUAAAAUACAGCCUCAGUUUUUAUGGAGGCAAUCUCUGGAUGGUGGCAAAGAUGAUGGUAAGAAGUAUCAAGCUUAGAUGAAUUAACGUGUCUUCUUCCCACUGAGCCCCCAAAGUUCUAAUGGGCAAUGUGAAUAUAUCGGCUGAACCUGAAGAAAAUAUUCUAACAUCAGUACUAAUAUAAAAUAUUCCUCCAUGAUUUUUUAGUAUCCCUACCAUGAAAAAAGGAAAAAUUAUAAAUUGCUUUAUAAUGGGAAAGGAAAUAUAUUAUUGAAAUGUUAAAUAUUUUGAAGGACUCGUUACAUAGUUAGAAGUAAUGGGUUACCAGUGUUUCACUUUGAUCACUAUUUAGGCACAUUUAAUUAAAUCAAACAAGAACUGACAUAAUUAAGGAUAUACUGUAAAUAUUAUCACUGCCAGGUAUGACAAUAGAACUUGAGCUAGAAAUACAAACAUGUAUUUCAGUGAGCCAAAUAUAACAAGAACAAAAUACAUAUAUUUCAAUAAGUAAAAAUGUGGAUACAUUAAUAUCAAAAGAUCUUUCAAAAGCAGGGUAAAGUAUAAGAGUUCAAAAUGUAGAAUGCAGCAGAAAGCUCAUUCCUGUAUUCCUUGCCAAACUAUCUCAUUUUAAGAGGGGGGAAAAACCAAUACGUCAGCAAUGUAUCCACAACUAUUCUUCUCCCCCACCCCUUACAACAACCAUCUUAAGAAUUGCAAGACUUGAGAGGGUGGAGUUGAAAAACCUUACAUUCCUACAUAAAACUGCCUUGAAUUCUGCAUUAAUACUGAUAAUACUGAUGGUCCAUGAAAUCUGUGGACUUAAAGCUUGUUGCAGAUUUUAGCCUUAGAAUCCAAUGGGAAAAUCAUUAUCAUAAUCCUUACCGAAUAAUGUUGCUCUGACUAUAUUCUCUCCUUUAUUGCCGCUAUUAAAAGUCAUCUCCCCUAUUAGAAGCAAAUAUAUAUUCUUCUCCUUUAAUAAAACAUACAUUGAAGUAUCCAAUGGCCUUCUAACAGUUUUCUUCUUCAAGGCUGCUGGAUUGGCUUUUAGGAAAGGCCGUUACCAAAUUGCCUACCAAAAGCAAGAAGGAAACAAUUUUUAGCGUGUCAAUUUCCAUCCUUUUCUUUAUGCAGACCACUACUUCAUCCAAACUCACCUCAUAAGCUACGGGAGAACAAAGUGAUACCCGUAGGCAUCAGAGGAUACAUAUCUUCCUAUAGUGUCCACAAAACCCCAACAUUAAAUAAAACUUAUUUUUUUAAAAACUCACAUAUUUGAAAUAUUUGCAGUAUUCCAAAUCUCAGUGCAUUUUUGCUCAUUUGAAACUUGUGAAAUUUGGGGUGGCUAUGCCAGAAUCGCAUAAGAUGUGGCAGUGCCCCAAUAUUUUGGCCAUACUCUCACAAGGAUCCACCUGCAGUACCUCAUAAACCACUGGUGUUCCCUAGACCAUAAUCUGAGAACCAGUGAUCUAGAUAUUUGAAAACAAAUAAUUAUGAUACACUUUUAUUGCUUCAUAAUUGCUGCUUAAUUGUGAAUACACUUUAUGUUUUCAGCAGCCGUUCUUUUGUUGAUGAAAGGUUUUGUGAUUUAAUUAGGUUCCCAUAGAAGGGAGAUCUGGUUUUUGCCAUUUUCCUGUGUUUCCUUCUGCCAGCCCCCACCCACGCAUACACAGAUUCUCCCCCCCUCCCCGCUACAAUACAGUUCUCUAAAUAUGAGGAGGACUCACAUCAUAUAUAAUGAGAAAAGGUCUUUCAGAGGUUUAAUCACUUUGAUAACAUGCUCUUUAGGCUUCCUGGUCUCAAAUUUAAAAAAAAAACCAAAAUGCAUUUAAAUAAUAGAAAUGCUAUUUAAGUACUUAAUUUGUUUACUUAAUCUUACUCAUUGCAGUGUACAUUUCAUGCACAAUUUUAGUUGAAGUUGGUAUGUACUCAAAACUGGUAAUAGCAGAUUACGUGUUCCAGUGGACUUGUUAAAAUCCCGGGGAAGAACAGAACAGCAGUUCUUAGUCUGCAGAGCUGCUAUUGCAGUAAUUAUGCACAGAGGUAUAAACUCUUACCAGUGGUGGAGUUGUGUUAAUUAAAAAAGGUAUACAAAUAUAAUUGGUGUUUAUAUUAUAUUUUCAUUUUCUUCCAGGAAGGGAAAAGAUUUAACUGUUUACAGUUUGACUACAUAGUUCCUUGCAUGUCAAGAUGGUGCAGUAGCAGUAAUAAAAGGCCUGUUUGUGACUUGAUGGUGUUUCUCUUUAAAAAUAAUUUUACUUAAUUUGGGUGAGGAGUGAUGUUUUGAGAAAAAAAAGAUAGAAAUUCAUUAAAAUGAACUGUUGUACAUUAUGUAGUUCUCUCUCAUUCAAGAUCAUUGGAUUACAUUUUUAUCAUGAUUGCUCUACUGUUUUUGAUUCAUUGCUCAGUGAUAAAUUAUGCAGGCAUGAUUGUUGGACUAUUUUCAUUCUCAAAAGGAGACUAAUUAUUACUCACAUUAUGUUUUCAAGGUGUGAUGAUUUUGUUUUAAAUUCAAUUUAUUAUUCUAAAACAAAGGGUCCCAGUUCUGCAGGCAUUUUUGUGUUAAUAAGUCUAUUGAUAAUUUUAUAUACAUAUAAAUACUUACAGAAUUAGGGAGAGGGAGGGCUGUUGCUAUCAGAAAAAAAUCAGUUAAUGAACUUUUAUAGCUCUGAUAAGACUCUUGUUUUGUUUUUGUUUUUUUUAAAAAUGCCUUCUAUUAUGCUAAUAGAAACAAAUUUCAUUACAAUGGGCAUGUAUAAGGAGUAAGGGGAUUAUUCAGAGAAUAACAAAAGAGAAAUAAAAGACUUGGCUGUAAAUUC
Pantherophis guttatus is the source of this 8319-nucleotide messenger RNA. It is a transcript of the gene ATRNL1, whose product is annotated as attractin like 1. Lineage: Eukaryota; Metazoa; Chordata; Lepidosauria; Squamata; Colubridae. The record is from RefSeq and is a predicted model, not a curated record. Gene Ontology annotation, molecular function: protein binding. Gene Ontology annotation, cellular component: Golgi apparatus.